Messenger RNA from Apis cerana (Asiatic honeybee), 1517 nucleotides. RefSeq names its product elongation of very long chain fatty acids protein 1. Gene Ontology annotation, biological process: fatty acid elongation, monounsaturated fatty acid; fatty acid elongation, polyunsaturated fatty acid; fatty acid elongation, saturated fatty acid. Lineage: Eukaryota; Metazoa; Arthropoda; Insecta; Hymenoptera; Apidae. The record is from RefSeq and is a predicted model, not a curated record. Gene Ontology annotation, molecular function: fatty acid elongase activity. Gene Ontology annotation, cellular component: endoplasmic reticulum membrane.
UAAAUUAAUUUGCAUACCACAAUAUAUGUAUAUAAGCAUUAUACAUUUCAAGGUAAGUAUAUAUGACAAAUUUUCAAUACACGCAUAUUGUUCACAUUUAUAAAUACCUCUCAUCGACCAUUGUUGGGCAGUCAAUUUCAUACAUCAAUCAAGUGCAGUAUUUAUAUACGCGAUGACAUUAAAAAUUAAAUCGAUAAAUAAUUAAUAAAAAUAAAAACAAUUAAUCAAAUAUCAAUAUUCUCGUUUAAAUACAAAUGGUGUAUCUUAGAUAAUCGAAACGAAAAAAAUAUCGAAAAUGAAACUCAUAGAGAUAUACAAUUACUAUUGGAACGAGAAAUCUGAUACAAGAACAAAUAAUUUACCAUUAAUGGGAUCACCCAUCAUUAUUCCUGCCAUUAUAUUAUCAUACUUGUACUUUGUCCUAAAAUAUGGUCCACAAUUUAUGAAAAAUCGAAAGCCGUACAACCUGAAAACUUUCAUUCAAUGGUACAACAUCUUUCAAAUCAUCGCCAACGCGUAUCUGGUGCAACAAAACAUAAGUGCAGGUUGGUUCUCCGAGAUAAGCGUGUACUGCGAAUUGCCAGAUUAUUCGUAUAAGCCUGGUCCAAUGAAGAUAGCUUAUACAAUGUGGUUAACGACAAUGUUGAAAUUGAUCGAUCUCGUGGAGACGGUGGUGUUCGUGUUGAGAAAGAAACAGGAACAAAUAUCAUUUUUGCACGUGUACCAUCACGUGUCCACGAUCCUUUUAAUAUGGUUCAUGACGAAAUAUUAUGCUGUUAGCAUGACCUCGUUCGGUAUUUUGAUAAAUUGUACCGUACACGUGAUCAUGUACACGUAUUAUUAUUUGACCACGCUUGGGCCGAAUAUGCAAAAAAUGAUGUCUUCGUAUAAACCAAUAAUAACGUCGGUGCAAAUGGUCCAAUUUGUUAUUUGUACACUGUAUGCGUUACAAACAUAUUCUCCAUCCUGCCCUGUACCGAAAGCGCCAGUUAACGCCGCAAUCUUUCAAAUGAUCAUGAAUUUCUUACUUUUCUUCAAUUUUUAUCGGCAGAACUACAUAAAAUCGAUUCAAAAGAAACAUUGAAUCGCGUUGAACGAAUAUUUUCAACAAUUAGACAGGAAUAUACGGUGAAAUAUUCCACCGUAAGUGUGGAAUUAUCAAUAAAGUUUAGAUAUGUAUCGUAUUUAUCGAUAAUAUGCGUGUAAGAUAAGAAAUAUUUGUAAUAAUAAAAAAUAAGAGAAAUGUUAAAGUUAUUUCGAAAUUCAAGGAAUCGUAAGUACCAUAAGAUACGUUACCAAAAUAAAUUAUUUUAUGCACAAGUGAUGAUUAUUCAAAGAUAUUAAAACGAUAAAAAAGAAAUUGUAUAAGCGCCAAUAUUAAUACGAACUAAAAUAAAAUGUACCUGUUUUGAUUUAAUAAAAAUAAAUUAUAUGUUAAUCUUUGAUAUAUUAAUUUGAUAAAUUAACAUAUCAAAGAUCUUUAAACGAUUGAAAUAUACAAAAUGUAACCUAUAAAA